GGGGGGGGGGUGGAAGAACAAGAAGAAGCAAGAGAAGAGAAGAGAAGAGAAAGGAAGGAAGAGGAAGAGAGGAAGGAAAAGGAAAGGAGAGGGGAAAGACAAGAGGUGGAAGAGGAGGAGGAGGAGGAGGAGGUGGUGGUGGUGGUGGAGGUGGAGGCCAUAUAAGGAGAUGUAGGACGGUGUGAAGGAUAGUGCAGACAGACUUUCGAGCUUCACCUGCUGGCCGGUCUCCUCUCUCUCGCUCCUUCCUUCUCCCGCCUCCUGUUGCUCCCAGUGUUCGGGACUCCUGCCUCCCGCUCGCUAUUUCUCUCGCUCUCGCUCGCUCUCAGUCUGCUGCCUUCUGCCUGCUUCUGCCUGCGUGUGCCUGCCUGCCUGCCUGCCAGCGUCCUGUGCACCAGCACCCCUCCCCGGCAAGUCUCUGUAGAUUUCAUGGUUGAGAAGGAGGAGUUCAAGGGAUCGAAGAUGGAUCGUAGAGCUUCACGAUUCAAACGAAUCUGUGUCUUCUGUGGAAGCAGUAAUGGGAAGAAGACACUGUACCGCAAUGUAGCUCUGGAUCUGGGCAAGGAAAUGGUGAAGCGCAAAAUUGAUCUGGUUUAUGGAGGAGGAAGCGUCGGUUUGAUGGGCCAGAUUGCGCACACAGUCCACGACGGAGGCGGUCAUGUCAUUGGUGUUAUUCCGAAGGCGCUCAUGCCUCAGGAGAUAUCUGGACACACUGUAGGAGAACUGCGUGCAGUGUCUGACAUGCAUGAACGUAAAGCUGAAAUGGCACGCCAAGCCGAUGCUUUCAUAGCGCUUCCAGGUGGGUAUGGAACAUUGGAGGAGCUGCUUGAAAUGAUCACAUGGGUACAAUUAGGAAUUCACGACAAACCGGUAGGGUUGUUGAACGUAGAUGGAUACUACAACUCACUCCUAGCCCUAUUCGACAAAGCUGUUGAGGAGGGCUUCCUCAAACUCUCUGCCAGGAACAUUCUCCUUUCUGCUCCGACUGCACGUGAGCUCCUCGAGAAGUUCGAGGAAUACGAGCCCACGCACGAGCGCAUUGUGGCCCGAGGGAGCUGGGAGGUGGACAUGCACGGGGAGAUGCGGGCGAUGGAGAACUUGGGCUUCAACGCCGCAGUGAACUGCUGACACCGCGAUGAGUAGAUAGUAUAUUUGAGUUUUUGGCCGUGUACCCAUUCAAUCUGCGCCCAGCCUCACUCUCCUCAAAAAGAUUAUGUGCAUAGGUUUUGUUUGGGUGUUGUGGACAAGGGUUUGAAAUGAUUGAAUUACGGGCGUUUACCUUUUAAAUUUGUGUCAAGCCGAAUUGACAAUAAGAACAACUUGUACA
This is a messenger RNA of Marchantia polymorpha subsp. ruderalis, 1327 nucleotides long. Lineage: Eukaryota; Viridiplantae; Streptophyta; Marchantiopsida; Marchantiales; Marchantiaceae. The record is from the annotation of a GenBank genome assembly.